AACAUCCGUGAGACCUGUGGUUAUCAGUCUUGAUGGAAAUCAGCAUAUAUCCAUUCGUGAAAGACGGUGCAUGGUCAGAACACUUGUGUCACACCUGAUGGAUCAAUAUGGAGAAAACCCAUCUUCAGACACUAAAGCAAUUCUGGCAUCUUCAAUUGUGGACCAGUUUCCAUGUUUAAGAGACAGCCAUGGCACAGGAUAUGACGCCUGGUUUACCUGCGGAAGACAACACAGGCCAGCAACUGGCUUUCUGGAGGAGCGUCUCCGUAAUGUAAGGAAAAGGCAUCAACCAAGGAAGAAGAUGCUUUCAGCCCCAGAAGCUCCACCAAAAAGAUUAAGUUUGCCUGAACCAACCAUCAGUGCUGAGCGUGCCAUCCAGAUGACAGAAUGGCUAAAAAAUAACUUCUGGCCCGCAGACCAGAUUUUGCAGGACUUUGCCGUUUUAUAUCCACAGUCUUGUGGAAAACUGACAGAGAACUGGAACACCUUGUUCUCAUCAAAGGUCAUUCGCAUGGGGAAGAAGGAGGAGAGCGGUCUUCUGCCUGAGAUUGAGUUGCUUCCACAAGACAAACAAGGUGACGUGGCACUGCAGCUGCUGCCAAAACUCCUCCCUGCUGUUCCCUACAGAGUUGGGCGAAAGGUGGUCAGACCCAGCAACCUUGAAGUCCAGCAAGCCUUCAUUGAUGUCCAGCCAAUUGGGACAAAUAUGAUGGAAUAUCUUGGAACAGCAACAGAGCAUCCACGUGUUCUCAUGCUUGGGGACAGGUAUUGUUGUUCCCAAGCAUUUGUCGUCAUAAAUGGAACUGCUUUGGAAUAUCCAUCUCUUUUGGGGGCUGUUGACGGCUGUUUCAAAUUGUUCUUCGUUUUUGAUGUGAGUUAUCCGAAGUCGUGUAUCCAGAUUUGGGAUUUUCUCCAAACUGUGAUAUAUGAAAUCCCAGGAAACGAGUCACCCCCGAUAAAAUUAAUGAGGGCACAGUUGGAGGCCAUGGAAGAAUAA
Molecule: messenger RNA, 997 nt
Organism: Poecilia latipinna (sailfin molly)
Lineage: Eukaryota; Metazoa; Chordata; Actinopteri; Cyprinodontiformes; Poeciliidae
Exons: 7
Source: RefSeq, a predicted model, not a curated record